AUGAUUACGUUCAAACCCUUGUCGGGUGCUGCCAGGUCAUCCAGGACCAUACCAUUGGCGUACCUACUUCAAGUUGAUGAUGUCCGUAUAUUGCUGGACUGUGGUUCCCCAGACUGGUGCCCCGAAGCCUCGUCCUCGGCUGUGAAGACUGAAGACAUCGAAGAGAGAGUAUACCACUGGGAACAGUACUGCGACGCAUUGAAAGAAUGCGCUCCAUCUGUGGACCUCGUACUGCUCUCGCACGGAGACUUGGCUCACUCAGGCUUCUACCCGUACGCAUUCUCGAGAUGGGGACUGAAGGCGCCGGCGUACACUACUCUACCUGUACAAGCUAUGGGUCGCGUGGCUGCUGCAGAAGACGUGGACGGCGUGCGGGACGAGGAGGACGUCGGCGAUGACGAGGACAAGAAGGAAAGCGACGCGGAUGCCAUGGACACGUCUACGGAUGUGGAGUCAGCAAAGGAAAAGAAAGGCAGGAAGUAUGUUGCGACGGUCCAGGAAGUGCAUGAAGCGUUCGACUCCAUCAACGUCUUACGUUAUUCACAACCAUGCCAUCUACAAGGGAAGUGCCAGGGGUUGACCAUUACGCCGUUCAAUGCUGGCCACACUCUGGGAGGUACCAUAUGGAAGAUCCGCUCCCCUUCUGCUGGUACCAUCCUCUACGCGGUAGACAUGAAUCAUAUGAAGGAGAGACACUUGGAUGGGACGGUGCUCAUGCGGCAAGCCGCCGGCGGUGUCUUUGAGCCACUAGCCCGGCCUGACCUGCUCAUCACCGACGCGGAGCGGGCCAACGUGCUCAGCAGUCGCAGAAAAGACCGUGAUGCAGCGCUCAUCGACACCAUUACCACCACUCUAUCAUCCCGGCACUCCGUGUUGAUGCCGUGCGACUCUUCGACGCGCGUCCUGGAGCUGCUAGUACUGCUAGAUCAAGCAUGGAACUACUCUCGUAUAAAGUUCCCUAUAUGCUUGCUCUCGCGGACUGGGCGCGAGAUGCUCACGUUCGUCCGCAGCAUGAUGGAAUGGCUGGGUGGGACAGUCAACAAAGAGGACGUGGGUGAGGAUGGCACCAGGCAAAGUCAGCAGCAGAAUAAAAGGAAACGAGUCGAUGAGGACGGUGACGAAGAUGCACUGGGUGCCUUUGCUCUGCGGUUCAGGCACCUUGAGAUAUUCCCGACCCCUCAGCAUCUCACACAGACGUACUCUUCGAAGGAUCCAAAGCUGAUUCUCGCUGUUCCAGCUUCACUGUCGCAUGGCCCAUCGAGGAUAAUAUUCUCAGAAUUCGCCGCUAUCCCUGACAACGUCGUGCUGUUGACAGGACGGAGCGAGGAAGGCACACUUGGACGUAUCCUGUUCGACACGUGGAAUAAUGCGCAACGAGCUGAGCACAAGUGGGACAAAGGUAAAAUUGGAAGCAACAUUAUGAUGGAUGGCAUUCUCCACAUGAAGAUGAACUCCAAGGUCCCCCUUCAGGGCGCCGAACUCGAAGAGUUCCUCCAAAAGCAGCGCGCCGCCCAAGAAAAAGAGGCGGCUCAGCAAGCCGCGAUGCAGCGCACGCAACGGCUAUUGGAAGCUGAUGAAGAUGAUUCUGAAGACGAAGAUGAAGACACGGACGAAGAGGAUGAAAAUGAAGUGGCCUUGGUGCUCGGCGAUGAGAUGGACACUGCUGGUGAUUUACAAGGUCCGACAACGGGGCUCAUCGAGCCUGGUAGCGGUGGCGGCAGGGGAAAGGGGGGCCAGGGCGGGGAUGCUGACUGGACCUUGGAUGCCGAUGAGGGUGUCACCAAACAGCUUUCCUUUGAUAUCUACAUCAAAGGAAACGUCUCAAAGGCCACAUCAUUCUUCAAAAAAGACGGGGGACAGAACCAGAGGUAUCGGAUGUUCCCUUAUGUCGAGAAAAAGAGGCGAGUGGAUGAAUAUGGUGAGACGAUUGACGUGGGCAUGUGGUUACGCAAAAGCAAGGUCUUCGAGGAGGAUGAUACGGGAGAAGAUGCGAAGCGAAAGCAAGCCGAAGAGGAGACUAAGAAAGCACCUCCGGAGCCACCGUCCAAAUUUGUUACCAUCGAGAUUGACGUGCAGCUCGCUUGUCGUCUUCUUUUCAUUGAUUUAGAAGGUCUCAACGAUGGCCGAGCAGUCAAGACUAUCGUGCCCCAGGUCAACCCGCGUAAAAUGAUUAUUGUCCAUGCACCAGAGCCGUCCACGAAUGAACUUAUCGAAGCUUGCGCAAAUAUUCGAGCUAUGACCAAAGACAUCUUCGCUCCGGCCCCACUUGAGACAGUGCAAAUUGGCCAACACACCCACAGCUUCUCCAUCUCUCUGAGCGAGGACCUGCUAGCGUGCACGAAGCUCUCCAGGUUCGAAGAUAACGAAGUCGGUUAUGUGACGGGUCGUGUCAUAAUUCACGCAGGAUCUACGAUCCCCACUCUUGAGCCAAUAUCGACCGGUCCCUCCGCUCGUGCUCAAACCACGCAGAAGGCUUUAGCCGGAGGUAGGCGACCGCUGGGAUCCCGACCUCCGAUAACCCUACCCCAUUCCACAAUGAUCGGCGAGUUGAAGCUGACUGCCCUGAAAGCCAAAUUGACGUCAGUGGGCAUUGCGGCGGAACUGGUGGGUGAGGGCGUGCUUAUGUGCGGCAAGCGAAAAGGAGGCAGUAAGGGGGACAGCGUACUGGGCAUGGAGGAUAUGGUCGCCGUGCGGAAGACAGGACGAGGAAAGGUGGAGCUUGAAGGGUCGGCGAGUGAGGUGUACUACACCGUAAGGAAGGAGAUCUAUGGGCUACACGCGCUUGUGGCUGCUUAGGUUAGAAACCAAUGAUAUCCUCGGUAAAUAGUCACUAGUCGUGGUCCAUGGUUUUGGGGUGAAGACAGUGAAAUGGCUUUCAGUUCUUCUUUUACGUGCGAG
Gloeophyllum trabeum ATCC 11539 is the source of this 2898-nucleotide messenger RNA. RefSeq lists its product as uncharacterized. Lineage: Eukaryota; Fungi; Basidiomycota; Agaricomycetes; Gloeophyllales; Gloeophyllaceae. Gene Ontology annotation, molecular function: RNA binding. The record is from RefSeq and is a predicted model, not a curated record. Bases 1 to 2796 code for a protein of 931 amino acids. Gene Ontology annotation, cellular component: mRNA cleavage and polyadenylation specificity factor complex. Gene Ontology annotation, biological process: mRNA 3'-end processing by stem-loop binding and cleavage. The transcript has 9 exons.